Dictyostelium discoideum AX4 is the source of this 612-nucleotide messenger RNA. RefSeq names its product Rab GTPase (gene rab7A). Gene Ontology annotation, molecular function: GTPase activity; GTP binding; G protein activity. Gene Ontology annotation, cellular component: cytoplasmic vesicle; autophagosome membrane; late endosome membrane. The record is from RefSeq and is a predicted model, not a curated record. Bases 1 to 612 code for a protein of 203 amino acids. The transcript is spliced from 4 exons. NCBI's taxonomy places the organism in Eukaryota, Evosea, Eumycetozoa, Dictyosteliales, Dictyosteliaceae.
AUGGCCACAAAGAAAAAGGUUUUAUUAAAAGUUAUCAUUUUAGGUGAUUCAGGUGUUGGUAAAACAUCUCUCAUGAAUCAAUAUGUAAAUAAAAAAUUCAGCAAUCAAUACAAAGCAACCAUUGGUGCUGAUUUCUUAACAAAAGAAUUAAUGGUCGAUGACAGAGUUGUCACCAUGCAAAUUUGGGAUACAGCUGGUCAAGAACGUUUCCAAUCAUUAGGUGUUGCUUUCUAUCGUGGUGCUGAUUGUUGUGUAUUAUGUUAUGAUGUCAAUGUUGCCAAAACAUUUGAAAAUCUUGAUUCAUGGAGAGAUGAAUUUUUAAUUCAAGCUGGUCCACGUGAUCCAGAUAAUUUCCCAUUCGUCGUUUUAGGUAACAAAAUCGAUUUAGAGAAUCAACGUGUUGUUUCACAAAAGAGAGCAGCAUCAUGGUGUCAAAGCAAAGGUAACAUUCCAUACUUUGAAACUUCUGCCAAAGAAGCCAUCAAUGUUGAACAAGCUUUCCAAACCAUUGCUAGAAAUGCUAUUAAAUUAGAAGAUGGUUUAGUUUUCCCAAUUCCAACUAAUAUUCAAGUCAUUCCAGAACCACAACCAGCUAAAUCAGGUUGUUGUUAA